Messenger RNA from Cinclus cinclus, 2904 nucleotides. It is a transcript of the gene ETV6, whose product is annotated as ETS variant transcription factor 6. The record is from RefSeq and is a predicted model, not a curated record. Gene Ontology annotation, biological process: cell differentiation; regulation of transcription by RNA polymerase II. The transcript is spliced from 8 exons. NCBI's taxonomy places the organism in Eukaryota, Metazoa, Chordata, Aves, Passeriformes, Cinclidae. Bases 180 to 1532 code for a protein of 450 amino acids. Gene Ontology annotation, molecular function: sequence-specific DNA binding; DNA-binding transcription factor activity, RNA polymerase II-specific. Gene Ontology annotation, cellular component: nucleus.
CGCCACUCCGGCCGCGCCGCGCCCGCCCCCGGCCGCCACUUCCCCUGAGGGGCCGGGCCGCGCCGGGUCGGGCCGCGCCGCCGCGCCGGGAGAGGAGCGGAAAGUGGGGAAAGCCCGAGAACUUCCCGUCUGCCUGCUCGCGCCUGCCCCGCCGGGCUCCGCCGUGUCCCUCCAGAGAGAUGUCCGAGGUUCCUGCUCAGUGUUGCAUCAAGCAGGAAAGAAUUUCGUACACACCUCCAGCGAGCCCGGUACCAAAUUACACUUCGUCACCACUACAUGUCCCAGUGCCUCAAGCGAUCAGGAUGGAGGAAGACACCAUCAGACUGCCAGCACACCUGCGUUUGCAGCCGGUUUACUGGAGCAGGGAAGAUGUGGCGCAAUGGCUGCGGUGGGCAGAGAAGGAGUUUUCCUUGAGGCCCAUUGAGAGCAGCACCUUUGAGAUGAACGGCAAAGCCCUGCUGCUCCUGACCAAAGAGGACUUUCGAUACAGGUCCCCUCAUUCAGGUGAUGUUUUGUAUGAACUCCUUCAGCAUAUCCUGAAGCAAAGAAAAGCUCAUAUGCUCUUCACACCUUUCUUCCACCCUGGGAACUCUAUCCAUGCUCAGCCAGAGGUCAUAUUGCACCAGAAUCAUGAUGAAGAUAGCUUUGUGCAGAGACCUUCGAGACCAUCUGCAGAAGCAGUCCACCACAACCCCCCAACCAUUGAACUGUUGCAUCGCUCGCGGUCACCCAUCACCAACAACCACCGUCCAUCGCCAGACCCCGACCAGCGGCCACUGAAGUCCCCCAUGGACAACGCCUUCCGUCGCCUGUCCCCAGCUGACAGGGUGCCAGGGACAAGGCACCAGCAUGAGAACAACCAGCAGGAGCCCUAUCCUCUCUCAGUGUCCCCAAUAGAAAACAACCACUGCCCACCUCCUUUGGAGAUGCUCCAGAAGCCCUCCAGCCCUCGCCAGGAGAACACCAGGGUCAUCCAGCUGAUGCCCAGCCCUAUCAUGCAUCCUUUGAUACUGAACCCCAGGCACUCCGAUUUCAAACCACCGAGGUUGUCCGAGGAUGGGCUGCACAGGGAGGUCAAGCCCAUCAACCUGUCCCACCGAGAAGAGUUAGCUUAUAUGAACCACAUCAUGGUGUCUGUCUCCCCUCCCGAGGACCACGCAAUGCCAAUCGGCAGGAUAGCAGACUGUAGGUUGCUUUGGGAUUAUGUUUAUCAGCUGCUUUCUGACAGCCGGUACGAAAAUUUCAUCCGAUGGGAAGAUAAGGAAUCCAAAAUAUUUCGGAUAGUGGAUCCCAAUGGGCUGGCCCGUCUGUGGGGAAACCACAAGAACAGAACAAAUAUGACUUAUGAGAAAAUGUCCAGAGCCCUACGCCACUACUACAAACUAAAUAUUAUCCGGAAGGAGCCAGGACAAAGGCUUUUGUUCAGGUUCAUGAAGACCCCAGAUGAGAUCAUGAGUGGCCGGACAGACCGCCUCGAGCACCUUGAAUCCCAGGAACUGGAUGAACAAAUGUACCAAGAAGAUGAGUGCUGAAGGAAACAGGUGCACCUCCUCUGUGGGUCCAGGGGAGAAACAUCUGCCUGAUGGUCUGAACGGUUUGGGAGGGGAAGCAAGAACACAGGAGCAGUACUUGAGGUCGCCGCUUAGCUUGAGGACCACGCAGGACCUGAAGCACCUUAACAAAACAAACUAACAGGAAGAAGUGGUGCUGGCAGGAAAGCAAAGGAGAGAAAGCCUGGACUUAUGCAGUACUUCACUGUUCCUACAAAGUCUCCCUUGAGUUUUUUCUUUCUUUUUGGUUUGUUUCAGUUUUGGGGUUUUUUGUCAUUUUUUUCCCAAAUAAACAUGCAGUUUGACUUUCCUUAUCUCACAUAGGACAAGACAUCAGAUCAUGCUUCUUUUUUGUUUUUUUGUUUUUGGAAGGCUUUCCUAUGGAAAUAGAGUGCUCUUAUUUUCUGUGCAAGUCUCAUGACACACCACCGCAUAAACAAUAGCAACACAGAAGGGAUUUGCUCAAGGCUUCCAGUUUGCUUGGAUCAAUUUAUGUGCUGCCACUGGGAAAUGUGUUGAAGCUAUCAAAAGAAUUUCUCAUACAUACCUGUCAAAUGAAGAGGAGACACCUUUCACAUAUAGGCUGGGCUGUCAUCUCAGCAUAGCUUGGGCUCACAAAGAGUACUCCGAGUGGCUGUUAACUGCUGGAAUAUGGACCAAAACCAAUCACCUAAGUGCUCCGGAGAGGAGAAAAAUAAAUGUGACAAACCUCUGCAAGUGACUAUCAGUUAACAUUUUCCCUCCUUCUAGCAAAGAAGUGAUAGAAUGGAGCAGGGGGAAGGGAGGGUGCGGAGAAAUACAUAUAUAUGUGUGUAUAUAUAUUCAAAAGAUAUAUAUAUAUAUCUAUAUAUAUAUAGAUAUAUAGAUAUAUAUAAAAUCCCCCCAGUAUAUUCACAAUACAGAAUUGUGAAUUUCAGUUCAGAGUUUUCUAUAAAGAGGGAAGACUUAAGCAUCUGUAAUUACAGAAGAAAAGGGUGUUUCUCAUACUUGCUAGCAGUUUUGGGGUGAAAGGUGAAGGACUGUUCCUUACAUCAUAGGGAGAAAGCAAAGGGACUCAUUACAUGGUUUGUGUUACUCAGAAUCCUCUCCAGGAUCAUUUUGUGCUGCUGGAGAGGUAGAUGAUUCACCACUCUAAAAACUGAUGUUAGAGAACUAGAGACCAAAUAGCUAUACUUAUAAUUGAUUUUGGCUUUGUUUUGGGAUUUUUUUUUUAAUGCGUCCCACUGCCCUCCCCCAUCCUACAGCUCUGCCAUCAAGGAAGCUUGUCCCAGCUUGCCUGUUUUUAACAUGAUUUAAGACAAGAGAAAAACAAACCCUGCAGCCAUGUUGCUUUCGUGGUUUAGGGUUUUGUUCU